Molecule: messenger RNA, 687 nt
Organism: Cyprinodon tularosa
Lineage: Eukaryota; Metazoa; Chordata; Actinopteri; Cyprinodontiformes; Cyprinodontidae
Gene: nppb
Product: natriuretic peptide B
Exons: 3
Coding region: 55-492 (145 amino acids)
Biological process (GO): negative regulation of systemic arterial blood pressure; cGMP biosynthetic process; receptor guanylyl cyclase signaling pathway
Cellular component (GO): cytoplasm; extracellular region; nucleus
Molecular function (GO): hormone activity; hormone receptor binding
Source: RefSeq, a predicted model, not a curated record
UCAAACCACAGCAGAGUCAAAGGCCAACAAGCAUCAGCCCAUCCAGACACAGAUAUGAAGAGCAACAAGAUUCAGAGAAACCUGUUUUUGUCCUCCAUUCCUCUUUGUGGUCUUCUCCUCAUCUUAAACCUGGAGCCAUCCAGCACUUAUCCCAUCAACACGGGCUUGACAGACACCGAUAUGGACAUCCUAAAAGUUCUGCUGCAGAAACUUGAAGAGUCCGUUUCAGAGCAGACUGCAAUGGAUCAAGGAACCCCUGAGGAGAAUGCAGGUGUUAACAGACUGAACAUGGAGGAAACAUCUAGCGAGCAGCAGCCUCAGAUGGGCUUGGAUGAGGCUGAAAUCAGAGAACUUCUUUCGGCGAAGAACCUGAAGAACGUCCGGAAUGACUCCUCCAAGAAAACUUCUGGCUGCUUUGGGCGACGGAUGGACAGAAUAGGCUCAAUGAGCACCCUGGGCUGCAACACGAUUGGCAGAUAUAAUCCAAAGUAAAGAUGAAGUCUUACCGUCUAACUGAUGCUACUCCAAAGUCUGUACCAAAGUCUGUGUUCAAUUAAAUGCUAUUUAUUAACUAAUAUUUACUGUUUAUUGUUGUCGCCUGUUGACAAUAUAUAAGGAAUAUUUAUUAAAAUAGAUUUAUUGUUCUUUAUGUACUGUUGACUGUUUAAUAAAUGUUUACAUCAGCAU